GCGAGCCCAAAUUGAACGUUCGGCAAAAGAAAACAAUUGUAUUUUACAUACUCUGUUUUACAGAGAAAAACGCAUAAAACGAGAUACUUCAACUGGAAUUGAAACCGCUGACAAAAACUAUUCAACGACGCGAGACGGGGAGAGUUUAUCCGGGCUCGGCAUCAUGGAUCAGGACUAUGAGUGUAGGCUACUCCGGCAGAUCAACAUUCAAAAUGAGAAUGCAAGCCCUAUAAAAGCGGUAGGAGCGGUGCGAGCUCUGACACCCACCAGCUCCCCCCUGUCCUCCCCUAGCAAGCAUGGUGAUCGCUUUAUUCCCUCCCGGGCUGGAGCCAACUGGAGUGUCAACUUCCACCGCAUCAAUGAAAUUGAAAAGUCACACAAUCAAAACAGAAAAACCAAAGAUGGCACAACAGACAGCAACAAAGCGGAUGGUCUGGCUUACUCAGCUCUGCUGAAGAACGAGCUGCUAGGAGCGGGCAUCGAGAAAGUCCAGGACCCCCAGUCAGAGGACCGCCGCCUGCAGCCAUCUACUCCUGCCAAGAGAAGCCUUUUUAGUUAUUCGGUCAGUACAAAAAGGGCUCUGCCAGAAGAGGAUGGAAACACCGUCUCUCCAUAUUCUUUAUCACCUGUCAGUAGCAACAGCCAGAAACUGUUGCGGUCGCCAAGGAAACCUACACGCAAAAUAUCCAAAAUUCCUUUUAAAGUCCUGGAUGCUCCAGAGCUUCAGGACGACUUCUACCUCAACCUAGUGGACUGGUCCUCUCUGAAUGUGCUCAGUGUUGGACUAGGGACCUGCGUCUACCUGUGGAGUGCCUGCACCAGCCAGGUGACACGUUUAUGUGACCUUUCUGUAGAAGGAGAUUCUGUAACAUCAGUGGGCUGGUCAGAGAGGGGUAACCUGGUGGCGGUGGGGACUCAUAAAGGCUAUGUACAGAUCUGGGAUGCAGCAGCAGGGAAGAAACUCUCCGUAUUAGAAGGGCACACAGCCAGAGUGGGUGCGUUGGCAUGGAAUGCAGACCAGCUGUCGUCUGGGAGCCGCGAUCGGGUGAUCCUGCAGCGGGACAUCAGAGCUCCACCUCUCCAGUCAGAGCGCCGUCUUCAAGGACACAGGCAGGAAGUCUGCGGGCUCAAGUGGAGUACAGACCACCAGCUGCUAGCCUCAGGUGGAAAUGAUAACAAGUUACUCGUGUGGAACCACUCGAGCGUCCUCCCGGUGCAGCAGUACACAGAGCACCUGGCCGCGGUGAAGGCCAUCGCCUGGUCUCCCCACCAGCAUGGCCUGCUGGCCUCUGGAGGCGGCACCGCAGACCGCUGCAUUCGCUUCUGGAACACUCUGACCGGCCAGCCCUUACAGUGCACAGACACGGGCUCUCAGGUCUGCAACCUGGCCUGGUCCAAGCACACGAAUGAACUGGUCAGCACACAUGGUUAUUCCCAGAACCAGAUCCUGGUGUGGAAGUAUCCCUCUCUCACUCAGGUGGCCAAACUCACAGGACAUUCCUACAGAGUCCUCUACCUGGCCAUGUCUCCUGACGGAGAGGCCAUUGUGACGGGAGCCGGAGAUGAAACACUUCGGUUCUGGAACGUCUUUAGCAAGAUGAGAUCCACUAAGGAAUCUGUGUCAGUGCUGAACCUCUUCACCAGGAUCCGGUAGUGAGCCCGCCUCUGUGCUACGAGGGAAUAAAGCCAGGAAGGGGAUUUAUCUUUGCAUGUAUCGAGCUGUAAACGAGCCCUUUCUUUGAGUAUUCACCUCAGUAGUCUGCAGAGGGCCCCUUCGAUUGCCCUGCGUUAUUUAGCCAAGUUGUAGCUGGAGACGGAGAGAUGCACGGCGAGUGUCGAGGGCGGAGGAGACACGUAUGUACAGUAUUCCACUUCCGCCUGAAUGACGGAGCCACUGCCGCCUCCAACAGACCAGUGAUCUUUGAUGAUGAGGAGAAUUUGGGGGGCAUUUUCUCUCCCCAUGUGAUUAUGUUUUGUUUACAGACUGACAUUGUGCUUACCUGCCAAAUAUUGAGUUUGUCCUUUUGAUUGUCUAAUUUAUUUUAUUUUUUGUUUUGUUUUUUUUUUUUUAACAUUUUUUACAUAAUU
This is a messenger RNA of Plectropomus leopardus (leopard coralgrouper), 2088 nucleotides long. RefSeq names its product fizzy-related protein homolog. The record is from RefSeq and is a predicted model, not a curated record. Gene Ontology annotation, biological process: anaphase-promoting complex-dependent catabolic process; positive regulation of ubiquitin protein ligase activity; positive regulation of anaphase-promoting complex-dependent catabolic process. NCBI's taxonomy places the organism in Eukaryota, Metazoa, Chordata, Actinopteri, Perciformes, Serranidae. Gene Ontology annotation, cellular component: anaphase-promoting complex. Gene Ontology annotation, molecular function: anaphase-promoting complex binding; ubiquitin ligase activator activity; protein binding.